Gordionus sp. m RMFG-2023 is the source of this 642-nucleotide messenger RNA. RefSeq lists its product as uncharacterized. Lineage: Eukaryota; Metazoa; Nematomorpha; Gordioida; Chordodea; Parachordodidae. The coding region runs from base 1 to 642 and encodes 213 amino acids. Gene Ontology annotation, biological process: DNA repair. Gene Ontology annotation, molecular function: double-stranded DNA 3'-5' DNA exonuclease activity. The record is from RefSeq and is a predicted model, not a curated record. The transcript has a single exon.
AUGGGCGGGGUACAGCCCAAAGUAUCCCGUGAGCCUCCUAAUCUGCUUAUGACAAAAAGAAGGAUGGGAAACAUGGUGGAAAAUGAAACUUAUGACGGCCAUAAACGACCUGAUAAUAAGUGGAGAAACCAGUUUAAGGGGGAUCGAAUAAGGGUCGCGACAUGGAAUUUUGGGAGUAUAACGGGAAGAGCGGGAGAAGUGAUCGAUGUAUUGCAUAGAAGGCAUAUAGAUGUGUGCUGCAUACAGGAGAUCAGAUGGAAAGGAAAUGGCGCAAGAUUGAUUGGCAAGAUUAGUGAAAAGUAUAAAUUUUGGCAAGGAAGUAAUGAUGGUAAGGCUGGAGUUGGGGUAUUGGUUGCGGAGAAAUUGGUAGACAAAGUAGUCGAAGUGAGAAGGUUAGAUAACCAGAUAAUGGUUAUCAAGAUGAUUUUUGGUAGAAAGCUAUAUAAUAUUAACUCGGCAUAUCCUCAGGUUGGAGAUAUAUUUUGGGACAGUCUAUUGGGGGUGGCAUCGAGACUGGCAAAUGAAGAGGGGAUUAUCCUGACUGAUGAUCUGAAUGAACAUGUGGGAGCGAGUAGUGAGGGUUAUGAAGGAGUACAUGGAGGGUUCAGUUACGGCAUGAGAAAUCUGGAAGGGGAAUUUUAG